UACAUAGAGAUAGAAGCAGCGUGCGCAUCGCGGCGCAUAUCGAGCAGAGAGAAAACCCACAGAAGCGAAUCGCUUGUCCACCUUUCCACCUUUCCCCCGGUGCGACCGACAUACCCUAAACCCCGUCUUACCCCAGGAAAAAAAACGGUUUAGCUGUAAUAUCGCAGUGACGCUGACAUCUUUGAGGGAUGGCUGACUCGGAGUUAGAAACCUUUACCUCUAUCAUGGACGCUUUGGUUCGCAUUAGUUCCAACAUGAAGAGUAUGGAGCAGGAGCUGCGUUGCCCGAUGUGUGAUGAGAUGGUGAAGCAGCCCAUCCUUCUGCCGUGUCAGCACAGUGUCUGUCUGCUGUGUGCGGCCGAGGUGCUGGUACAGAGGGGUUAUCCUCCUCCAGACCUCCCCCCGGAGCCCAACUCGCCAGCCUCCACGCCCAACACUCGCUCCCCGCGACAGGCUCGAAGACCCACACCCAGGACCCCUGACCGCCUGGAACGGGUCCUCAGAACAGGUGGAGAGAGCAGAUGUGGAGCUCAUAUGGUGUGCGGGACAUACCCGGGGCGGAGACGGAAGGAAGCGGCCCCUCCCCCCAUGCUGUUACCGUGUCCUUCCUGUCAGCGGGACGUGGAGCUGGGAGAGAGAGGCCUGACAGACUGCCUGCGCAACCUCACGCUGGAGCGGAUAGUGGAAAGGUACAGGCACACAGUAAGUCUGGGCAGUGUGGCCAUCAUGUGUGGUUUCUGUAAGCCCCCCCAAACUCUGGAGGCCUCCAAAGGCUGCGCUGAUUGCAAGUCCAACUUCUGUAACGAGUGUUUCAAACUCUACCACCCGUGGGGAACCCCUCGAGCUCAGCACGAGCACAUUCUGCCCACCAACAACUUUCGGCCGAAGGUCCUAACAUGUACGGAGCAUGAGCAGGAGAGGCUGCAGUGGUACUGCCGGGACUGCCACCGGCUACUGUGCCCACUUUGUAAGCUCCGUCGCAUCCACCAUGGACACAAAGUGUUGCCGAUAGCACAGGCCUACCAGGCCCUCAAGGACAAGGUGACCAAGGAAGUCAACUUUGUGCUGGCCAACCAGGAGACAAUACAGAGCCAGAUCACUCAACUGGAAGCUGCCAUCAAACAGAUGGAGGCGAACAGCGCGGUGGCGUUGCAUCAGCUGACCCACUGUAUCCGAGAGCUGGGAGCAGCCGUAGCGGAGCGGCAGGGGGCUUUGGCUGUGGCCCUGGAGGGAUCGCGCAGCAGGAGGGAAGAGGCCCUGUCGUCCCAGGUCUGGGAGAGGCGAGGCCUGCUGGAGCACGCCGGCCUGAUGGCCUACACGCAGGAGCUGCUCAAGGAGACCGAUCCCCCCUGCUUCGUACAGGCUGCCAGAGUCACCCACGGCAGGCUUGUGAAGGCCAUUGCAAACCUCCAGUGUUUCUCCCUCUCAGCUGACCCCUCCUUCAGGAACUUUUACCUAGAUGCAUCCAAAGAAGUCGAGCUCAUUCACAGCUUGGAGUUCAUAAAUGCCCCAGUAGCUCCCGUCAUUGACACCCAGAAGACACUUGCAUACGACCAGUUGUUUCUGUGCUGGCGCCUCCCUCAGGACUCGGCCCCAGCUUGGCACUUCUCCGUUGAAUACCAACGACGAGCAGGAGGGGCUGCAGCCACCUGGGGCGGCACCAGGUCCCCCAAUGCCGCGACCGCCUGGCUGCGGCUGGAUGAAGUGAGAGGAACCAAUGCCGUGAUUAAUCGGCUGCAGAUGGACAGUGUGUACGUGCUCAGGGUGAGAGGCUGCAACAAGGCCGGGUUCGGAGAGUACAGCGAAGAGGUUUACCUCCACACUCCACCAGCACCUGUUUUGAGCUUCUCCUUGGACUCCCGCUGGGGUUUGCACGCUGACAGGCUGGCAUUGGGCAGAGGCCAAACUUACGCUCGCAGCGUGCCGGGCCUCUCUCUCCUGCAGGCUGCCGACCGCACACUCACUUCUUGCCACUUGACCUCUGACCUGCUGGUCGCCGACUUGGCCGUCACUCAAGGCAGACACUACUGGGCGUGCUCUGUGGAGCCUGGUUCCUAUCUGGUGAAGGUGGGAGUGGGACAGGAGGCUAAGCUGCAAGAGUGGUUUCAUCUCCCCCAGGACAUGGCCAGCCCUCGCUGCGACCCAGACAGCGGCCAUGACAGUGGGGCAGAGGACGGCCAGGACUCUCCUCCCUUCUGCUUCCUCACAAUAGGCAUGGGCAAGAUCCUGCUUCCUCAAGGACACGGUCACACGCAGAGCCAGGGGGACGGCCAGAGCCUGGGGGCCGUGCACGGCCACGGUGCCAGCCAUAAUAACCUGCCUCACCCUCACACUGCCCCCCUGCCGCCCCGACUGGGAGUGUGCCUGGACUGUGACAAAGGACAUGUCACCUUCUACGACGCCCACUCGUUGCGGGUGCUGUGGGUGGGACACAUGGACUGUUCCUCUCCAGUGUGUCCGGCCUUCUGCUUCAUCGGCGGCGGGGCCCUGCAGCUGCAGGACCUCGUGGCCACUCGGAGCGUCGAGGAGCCGCCACCGCGGAGGGUAACUAUCCAAACGCGCGCAACAAAUCUCGGCAAGUAAAUUGUGGUUGUGAGACGCAGCUGAUUCAGCGAUUGAAAUUGACAUCGGUAAAGAUAAACGUGGUUCGUAUUCACCACUUCAUGUGGCUCAAUAAUGAACUAUAUGGUUGCGUUUUUCCUCUUAAGGUCAUUGGUGAGAUCACAGUAUAAAUAUCUGAUGUUCUUUCUGCAUUUGCACUUGGCCUGGACAUGGAAUCUUUUUUUUGGCAAUUUAUUUUUCUUCUUUCUUUCUUUUUUAUUGAGUACUGCUCCCAUGGACAUUGUGGCUGAAGUGAUUUUAGACUAUGCAGAAUUCUGUUGAUAGGGUGAGUAAAUCCUCUUUAUAAACAGGCUCAAUCGGUUUGCAAUGUAAAAUAAAAGUCUACUCUUCUUUUACACUUGUCUUAAUGUGUCCCAGAAUGACUGGACAACAAACGUUGCAUGCAAGUGUAACCAGGAUUUGAAACGUAUACAUAUAUGCAGAUGACUGACAGUCACCUUGUAAAAGCACCUCAGAUGUACAGAUGUCUGAUUUUAUAUGUUUAUUUGCAAUGUAGCCUCAAGAAGUGUUAAUGAUGUGUAUGUCAGAAUUAGAGAAUGUGAAUAUUCUUUGGUUGCUGAAUCGUACAGUUUUGUUGAGUCAUGUCAGCAUCUUGUGUCUUUCAUUUUUGGUUGGCUGAGCACGCUAACAGUUGCCUCAAGGUUUUCAAAGGACAUAAAUGUAAAAACGGAUCUGAGGAAUAAGGUUCUCAUGACGCUGCUUAACUCAAUAACAUGUGAAAAUAUUUCAGUUUUUUAUAUUUUGAAAAUGCAAGUGGCCUACCGGUUUUGGUGUUUAAGGAAUUCUACAUACAAAUGAAUGAUGAGCUGUGACGUUCAAGGAAGCGGAUGUAUUCAAGUCAUUUUAUUUUGACCAAAAUCACAAAUACCGCGCUUUACAGUCUGUACACUUGUGUCAUCCUGUGUCCCGAAACUGUCACAUGGGCACAGGAAAAAACUUUAAUAGGUAGAAUAAAGGGCAGAGCAGGAUGCAAUGGAUGUCAUGUGUACAGAAUGAACAACCUCAACGAUGUACAGUACGUUCGAUUCAUACGACAGAAAUUAUUCAAAUAUUGAGAGUAGUAAGCCAAGUGUAAGGCAGGACUACUGCAGGGACAACCACCGUCUAGAUGUAACCAGAUAUAUAUCCAGAUGUGACCACCAUACGAUAUGACCACCAUCCACAGAAACCUGUGGGGAGGGAAAGCACAAAGACUGCAGGACAGAAGCAGUCAGUAAUGUGGGUUUUUGAUGACAGUAUAGUAAUGUGACUCGAAAUAGUAAUAAUUUGUAUAGAAGGAGAUGGAGAGAGGAGCUCGGUGUGUCCUCCAUAGCAGCUUAUCUAAGAGCUGGUCCAGGCUAACCCGAGCCGGCCCGCCACUAUCCGCUCUAUAAAAGAGGAAAGUCUUACGCCUUCUCCUAAGUGGAUGGAGUCGGAUGAUGAUAUCUUAUGAGCUCUGGACUUAAUUGGAUUUCCUACUAAAGCAAACAGUAGCUAAUUUACUUGACUAAGCUGUAUCGUCUGAGGAAUGUAACAUCCCAGUUAUAUAUUGUGUCAGUGCAAGAGAUUCUCUAUAUUGUAAUAAUUAUUAUUGACUGGCUCCGUCUGUAUUUUGAUAUGAAAUAAGGAUUUUCUGAUUUGUACAUUUGUGUGUGUGUGUGUGUGUGUGUGUGGACUCCGGCUGUGACUGUCUCUAAUGACGUGUCUAGACGCCUCUACCUGUGUUACAGCACAGCACUUGAAUGACUUCAGACUGGAUACGGAAAUCAGAAUCUAUUCAUUUGGAUUUAACUUUGGCUAACUGAAUGUUUCUGUCAUGUCAUGAGAAAAACAAUAAACGAUUGAUAACCAUAACAUGCA
Messenger RNA from Gasterosteus aculeatus aculeatus (three-spined stickleback), 4460 nucleotides. RefSeq names its product tripartite motif containing 46a (gene trim46a). Lineage: Eukaryota; Metazoa; Chordata; Actinopteri; Perciformes; Gasterosteidae. Gene Ontology annotation, biological process: neuron migration; axonogenesis; microtubule bundle formation. Gene Ontology annotation, cellular component: main axon. The record is from RefSeq and is a predicted model, not a curated record. Gene Ontology annotation, molecular function: protein binding; zinc ion binding.